Rhea pennata is the source of this 7059-nucleotide messenger RNA. RefSeq names its product BCLAF1 and THRAP3 family member 3 (gene BCLAF3). The record is from RefSeq and is a predicted model, not a curated record. Gene Ontology annotation, molecular function: DNA binding; transcription coregulator activity. The coding region runs from base 120 to 2123 and encodes 667 amino acids. NCBI's taxonomy places the organism in Eukaryota, Metazoa, Chordata, Aves, Rheiformes, Rheidae. The transcript is spliced from 11 exons. Gene Ontology annotation, cellular component: mediator complex. Gene Ontology annotation, biological process: positive regulation of transcription by RNA polymerase II.
CGGUGGUGCGCGGUCCGCCGGGAGCGCGCCCCGCCUCCUCGCCGGGCACCUGCUCGGGGCGGAGCGGCGGCGGCGGCGGCUCCGGUGGCGCUUCAAGAAACUCAAACACGUGAGAAAAGAUGACGAGAUCUAGAUCAAGAUCACCACGAUGGAAACAAAGGUCCUUAUCUCCAGCAUUUAGGAGUCCAGAACACCAUAGGCAAAGGCAUGCUCAUAUUAAUUAUGACUGUGAAUAUAAAAGCUUUCGUAAGGACCCAAAGAAGUCUAUGCCUUGGAGAGCAGAAGAUGAAAAGUAUGGACAAAGCAAUUCUAGAUUUGCACCUCAUGGAAAUAACCACCAGAGAAUUUAUGAACGUAGGUCACCUUCACCAAACCUAAAAAGAGUUUUCUUGGAAGAUACUUAUAGUCAUAAGCCCUACAGAACACAUUCAUCAGAAAGAACUGAAAGCAAUAGGAGAUACCAGUUACCACCAAAAUACUCAGAAAUACCAUAUAAAGAACAUGACCGGCCAUUUUACCAGCACAAAAUGGAAGAAAGAUAUAUGUCUGAGCACUAUAAAGUCACUGGAAAUGAAAAAGGAAUGAAACCUUUUCAUAGACCUUUAGGGGCUUCAUGUAAACUUGAAAGAAAAUGGCAUGAAGAUGACUUGAGGCACCAGAGGUUACAUGAGGAGAAGUAUGGUCAGUCACCCAGAAGAGUGUCUGAUGAAUUUACUGCAAGGAGCUCUUUACAGAAGAGGUAUCCUGAAGAUCACGAUUACAGAGAAUAUGGGCACACGUCUAAAAGGGCUAAGGAAAUGGAGAGGUAUGACGGUGGAGAAAUAACAAGAAAUUCCAAGUGGAAGCAAGAACGUUCUUUUGCACCCUACAAAGAAAAGGAGGAGCAAAGAAAUCUGGGUGCCCAGCCUCACCGAUCAGCCGAAAGGGAGUACUCGGAGGGAUCUGUCACAAAGAUAGCCUAUGAAUACAGUCACAAACGACGCCGGCAUCCGGAUGGGGAAAAGUCUUUUUCUGAUGACAGAGCUCAGAAGUAUGGAAAGCAGGAAGACCAGAAAUACAAUUCUUCUAAGGGUGCCCGGGAUAGCAAAGAGUUAAGUUACUUUAGCGGUGGAAGAGCGAGACAGACUGAAGAAGGGCAUGUUGAAGUACCUGUUAAAUAUAGUUCAAAGAAGGGCUGCAAUGCAUGUGUUAACUCUUGCAAAACAGAUGUUGAUCUGAGAUCCUGUAAGAACAAGCAGAAGGAAAGAGUAAGGAAAGAAGGAGAGAUCAGGAAAAAAGUAGAUUCUUCCAGUAGCCAGCAUGAUUCAAGUCAUACAGUUUCAGAUGUGAAAAUGUCAGAUGUCAACUGUAGGAGGGAACGUCUUACAAUCAAAGUGGAUAUGAAGAAAAUGGUGACCAAGUACAGGGCUGCUUCUAGUCAUACUACAGAGAGACAGAUGUCACAUGAUCUGGUUGCUAUUGGCAGGAAAAAUGAAAAUUUUCAUCCAGUGUUUGAGCACAUGGAAUCUGUAACACAAAAUGUUGAAAACAAUCCAUCAAGAGAAUUUACUCAGGAAAUAAUCACAAUUAUCCAUCAAGUUAAAGCAAAUUAUUUUACAUCUUCUGACAUAACUUUACAUGAACGAUUCUCAAAAAUUCAGGAUAAACCAGUUACAAAUAUAAAUGAAGUUAAAAUACAUUUGGAUCCAGAAAUUCACAGGAGGAUUGAUAUGUCUCUAGCAGAACUUCAGAACAAACGAACUGUGCCAUCUGAAUCUCCACAGAACGUUAUGAGAGUUUUAGAAGAUCCAAAUGAUCUACGGCAUGAUAUAGAAAGGAGAAGAAAAGAGAGAUUGCAGAAUGAAGAUGAGAGGCUAUUUCAUAUAGAUGGUGUAACUCCAAGGAAUCAGCAAAGCUGCAGUGUUUCAAAAUUACGAAACUCCCAUAUUGAUGGCUUUCAAAAGCCGAUAAGGUUCAUUAAACCACCUUUCAGGAAGUUUAUUGGAAAACCUCACCUGAAUUCUUACUAUUCUUCAAAAACAAAUGAUAUUUUCCCUCACAGACGAAUUAGAGGACAUCUUGAAAAUACAGGACCUAUUAGAAGACACUUUAAGGGACACUUAAAUAUUGCAACAGAAACCUGAACUGAGCUGUGAUCCUGAAGUUGAAACAUGCAACACAGCAAAGGGAGCAUCUGUUUGUUUUUGACAACUUUGUCAAGAACUAAAAUAGGAUGAAUGAACUAACAGUGUAACUUUCUUGAUAAAAUAACUUUAUUUUUCAGUAGUGGAUUGCUGCAGAACUUUUUUACAGUUUUAAUAAUUGCUUUUAAAUUACAGUAUUCGAUUGAAACAUUGUAGUAUGUACCUUUAGUUCCUUUUUGCAUACCAAUCUCAAGCGAAGAAAUCACUGAAGAGAGUCUUAUUUAUUGAGUACUUUUUUUUCUGAGCAUGAUGUUACAGAUGGAACUUGAGUUGUUAUAUGCAGAGGUUUAUAUGUUGAAAGUUUAUUGCUUAUGUAAUAAAAAAAGGAAAAAAAAAGUGCCUGAAUUGUUUGGUAAUAGCACAUUUGCUCAGGAUUUUCCAAGUAAUGACCUUUUAGGUUGUGCAAUAGAUUUUACACCUCUGUUCAGUCAUUUCUGUAAAACAGUAUUUUGUAUUACUUCAUUUUAGUUUAAUAUUAAACUUGGUUUUUGAUGUGUGUGUAUAUAUACAUUUGUAAACUGUUAGAAUGUUGAGACAAUUUUCAGCAUUUGAUUAAAAUAUAUGGUAAUGGGCAGGUAUGUAAUGUGCUCUAGCAGUAGUUUUUAACUGCACUGAAAGCAUGCUUGGGUUUGUUAGAGGAUUAGCUGAUCUGUUGAUCUGUAUUCAGAAAUACUCUGUCUCAUUACACUUUUUGGUGUAUGACCUUCUUGACCAAGCCACAUGUUCUCUAAUCUUUUUGCCACUUUAUUUCAUGGAUUCUGAAGAUGGAGCCUGAAGUAUUUAAAUACAAGAAAAAACAAACAGGUUUUUAUAAGCAUGACUUCUAACAAAGCUGUUUAUAAUUGACACUGCUUUAAAUGCAGAUAGCUUGUAAUUUUUUUGUUUAAAAUCCCAAUAAAUAUCUGAAGUUUACUGUACCACAAUAUUGUUAUGCUGUAUGCAAAACUCAAAUAUGUCAGCCUAUUUGAUCGACUAUAAAAAACAUUGUGUUUAUUUCUUACUUAUAGCUUUUGCCUUAAUAUAUAGUAUACAGUAGGGUUGUGUGUAUGUAUUAAACAUUUGUUCAGACUUUUUAUUCCAGGUAAAUUAAAGAUGCAUAAUAUGUAGUUUCCAGAGAAGAUGUUCUCAUUUGUUUUAAGCAAAAAGUUGUUCACCAUAUCGACAAGAUACACAAUUUAAUGCAUCUUUGUCAUUUCCAAGACUGUUAACCAUAUAGAAUGCCAGUUAAUUCCUGUUAUGGAUAAUAGAUCAGAAUCCAAAUACUGGAUAGAAGUAUGUUCGGAGGAAAAAAGAACUGGAAAAUUGUCUUGGGGUAGAAAGUUAGGGUAUGAUUUUUACAUACUUCUAAAAUUUUUUUUUCCACAAUACUUUCAGUAAAGAGAAUAUUGAAAGCCUGUAAGUGUGGCUCAGCAUGUCUGAGUGUCACAUUCUUCAGUUCAUGGGGCUUAUGGCUUAGUGUUCGUAGAAAUUAAGUAGGCAGAUGUGCCAUAUUUGAUGCAGUGACUCAGCAGUAAGACCAGAUGGUUUAAGUUUCUAAACCCCAAGUUUUUAGUGUAAAUAACAAUUUUUAAUAACUUAACUACUUUUUCAGUAACUUUUUUGACACGCAUACUGAAAAUGGGAAGCUGAAGGAAAGGAAUUCCCUGGCCAAAUAGAAGCAGCUAACAUUUCGUAGAUGAGAAAUAUUUUGCAUACUGUGCUGUCAGUGAUGACAACUACAUCCUCUGGUGUAGAUUAACUGGGAGAUGAGGUAAGGAAUUGAAACAGCUGAAUGGAAGGCUAGGUGAGUCAACACAAAGCAAAUGUGGAGCAGCCCACUAGCAGGAGUGCUGCAGUGUACCCCUGCAGGUUGGGGCCAGGUUUAACCUCAAGCCAACAAGCUGUUCACACAGCUCCUGAAGGUGAUAAAGCGCUGUAAAACACAUAAGUGAAACUAUAUGAAGCAGGACAAACGACUGAAGCUACAUCGUCUCAUUCAACGGGAUAUUACUGUUAUAAAAGUCUGGAAUAGAAUUUGUUGUUGAGCAAAUGGGGAAAAAAGUGGAUGGCUACAUGAAGAAACUUCUAACACAGCAGUUUUGAUAACGUUAUUUGAAAGCAACACUGGCACAAUCAGAAUUAACUUAGUGCUUCCCAUUUAUAAAAGCGGGAUUUAGAAAUGUGAAUGACUCCUGACUGAUUUUGUGCUUUGCUAGUUCUACCUGGGUAUCUCUAACUUUUAUUUCUACAGCUGAGAGCAGCAUAUUACAAACAAAGUAUUUCUGGUAUAUUCACUGAUUUUCCCCUCACCCAUCCCCAGUCCCAAGAUGAGUGUCACAUAAUGAAAUGUGUAUUUCUGUUGCUUUAGCAUUUAUUUAAGAUGAUACCAUUUGCUCAAACAACAUUAUUGAUGACUUUGCUUCACUAAUUAAGAAUCCUGCCAUGACAAAACUUGCUACCUUAUUUUAAAAAAAAGAAAAAAUCAUACAGAAAUUGAGCUUUGUAAUUGUUAGGUGCUACAGGCAACCUAACCAUCUACUGGGUAUUGUUAUCUCGUGUGAGACUUAAAGUGGCUUGAGUGGUAUGUAGGUAUAUCUUUUUGGAUUAGAUACUGUUACAUCUAUGUACUCGUACACAAGUAAUCAGCUCUUUCAACACAGCAAAGUAGCAUCUGUUGUGCUGGUACAGAAUGUUUGGUUGAGAGUAAUAUAUUAAAGUAACUGAUUGUGUUGUCAAGGCAUAGAUGAGAAAAUUAGUGUUAAGUAUAAGAAAGGUCAAUUUACUUAAACAAUUUGGUGCCUUUCUGUAUUGCGACUGCAUUGUAGAAAACACCCUCGGGGGUGGAGGGAACUUUAACAUUCUGAAUGUCGUAUUGUUUCUAAUGGAAGCAUGGACAGAGAACAGUUGUUAAAAUAAUCGCUUUAAAUAUGUGAAUAGUCCACAGCCUUAGAAGAAAAAUAGCAUCUCUUAUUGGUAAAGAUUGUCACUACAUUUGCAUUGGAACUGCAAGUUAAGAAUGUGAUUGUCUAAAAGCUGGUUAAUUUUCUGUUCUAUACUUUCAUAAAUGUACUUUCUUUUGAUUGACUUGACUGCUAAAUGCUCUUUGUUAUAUUCUAAAUUGUUCUGAUGUGAAAUUGUUUUUUAUUGCAAAAUGCAAUGGUUUAAUAGGAGACCUUCUUGUGUCUAAGAUAAUAAGUUAUUGUGGCAUUAGCAUUUACAUUGUUGAGCUGUUUAACUUCUAUAUUUGAUUAGAAUUCUUGUUUUGUAAAUCUAAACUUUGUAAUGAUUGAAUUCACAUGAUUAACAAAUUUGGGGGCUAGUAAGAAGCAACACAUUGUGAGCUAUAUACAAGUCUGCCUUUGUGUCUAAUAACGACUUGCAAAAUUUAAAUCUCCUUAACUGAUGGGUUUAGUUCUGUCUAGGUCUCAAGAUAAGACAUCUGUCUCAACUCUAGUAACUGACGGCAGAAGAUGGGUGUAAAUUCAGCUGAUAGCCAGUUGUGAUAAUAUUUUGGUAUCUUCUCUCCCAGGGCCUGAAGAUGAAAUGCUGAGUUUUCUUUGUGCAAACUUAGUUACCAAGAAGGAUCAAUAUUACAUUUUUGUGGUAUUACAAAAGGCAGAGUUUGCACAAUUAGCUUUUUAUUCUUUGGACUUUUUCUUUUUCUUUUCUUUUUUCUUUUUUUUUUUUUUUUUUUUGCCAUGUCUUGGAUAGUAAGAGCUACUUGGAAAAGAUAAUUAAAGGUUAUAGUAAAGAUUAAGCUAUGGGGACAUGAUUUGUGAAUUUUCACCUUAAACUGCAAUUAGAGGGAGAACGUUUUUACUUUCUGACAGAAACUUUUUCCAUAUUCUUUACAAAUAUAUUUUUGGCGUUCUUUGAGCAUCUAAACUACCAUCUGCGAAGUUCUCUAUGGGAGAACUCUCUAAAAGACCGACUCCAGACUUACACUCCAAAGAAUCUGGAAAAACUGGUUGUUUUUGCACACCUCUGGCCCUUGAUACACUUCAUUCCAUUGCUGCAGGAUUUGAAGAUACAAGGAUCUUCAGUCUCCUUACAGAGGAGAGAAAAAUAACAAAUAUAAAAGUCAUUUUAAGAACUUUGAAAGCCUAUUUAAAACACACAACUCCUUGGCAAACCUUAAGGACAGUGAUGAACGUCUAACUGUGUUCUGUUUCAUGCUUGGUAAGCAUAGAUUGUCAAUGUUAAUCUGAGAAAAAUAAUGUCAUAACUCUAGUUCCUGGCCUGCUGGGUUUUUUUUCGUGUUGGAGGGUUCGUGAGUAGUUAUGUAGCCAUGUGACUUAUGUUCAUUGCCUUCUACUUCAAUAGGGCUUUCUUUUGUUCCCUGUUCAUUGCUCUGAAUUUUGUCAAAGUUAUCUAAAUCUUGUCUUUUUUUCUAAUAUUUCAUUUUCUGUAAAUAAUGUAGUAGGUAGCUUUUAUCAUGUGUUUGGCUUCUCUUACGCUUUACCCUUCAGGGAAGGAGGCAGGGUAGAAGCAGUUGUUUGACUACACUCUGUAUGGAAUAAGAAAAGCUUCGUUGCUUUGCUUUAAAAAUAGCAGGGCUUCCCCCCCCCCAGCUGAAUGGGGGAUGUGGCCUAAUGUCCAUUUCUAAAGAGUACAUUAAAGUUGACCUUACUUUUUACUAGUUUCUCCCACCAUAAAGACUGACUAAGCGUGUUUAUGUACAUAUAUGUAUAUACACACAUGCACACACUAUGAUCAGAAACCUUUGAUUUUUUUUUCUGUAAGUGUGACUAAGGAAAACACUUUUAAACUAUGGAAGAUGGAGUUGAAAUGCAAGAGGAUUUUAAGUCUGUAGUCUUCUGAUUCCUCAAAGAUGCUUUUGAAAAUGUUAUUCUGUAUCUAAAAGUCUCAUGUUCAUAAGUAUAUAUAAAGAUUUAGG